CUCAAGUGCGACAUUUCCGGUAUUUGUGUGUAGAUUAUCUUUGGAAUUAGUGUAGCGUCAUCUAUGUUCAUUGAGUGUGUCAUCUUCCAUUUGAGGUUUGCCCAUUUCCUGUCGUGUUAGCGUGAGACUGCUGAGCUGGACAUUGUGCUGUGAAAAUGAGUUCGAAGGUUUCGAGGGAUACCCUGUACGAGUGUAUAGGUGCUGUGCUCUCGCACGCGAAGGAAAAGCAGAGGAAAUUUGUUGAAACUGUGGAGAUCCAAAUUGGCUUGAAGAAUUAUGAUCCGCAGAAGGACAAACGAUUUUCGGGCACAGUGAAGUUGAAGCAUAUCCCAAGGCCCAAAAUGCAAGUUUGCAUUCUAGGUGAUCAGCAGCACUGUGAUGAAGCAAAAGCCAAUAAUGUCCCCUAUAUGGAUGUUGAAGCUCUUAAGAAGUUGAACAAGAAUAAGAAGCUGGUUAAAAAAUUGGCAAAGAAGUAUGAUGCAUUUUUAGCAAGUGAAGCACUCAUUAAACAGAUUCCAAGAUUGCUUGGACCAGGCUUAAAUAAGGCAGGCAAAUUUCCUGGUCUUCUUUCACACCAAGAAGCAAUGAUGGCAAAAAUUGAUGAAGUGAAAGCAACAAUUAAGUUUCAGAUGAAAAAGGUGCUGUGCCUUUCUGUUGCUGUUGGUCAUGUAGCCAUGUCAGAAGAUGAGUUAGUACAAAAUGUGCACUUGGCAAUAAACUUCCUUGUGUCAUUGUUGAAGAAGCACUGGCAGAAUGUCAGAUCUUUACAUGUGAAGUCAACUAUGGGACCACCACAGAGAUUGUAUUAAACCUGUUUCAUUUUUGUGAACAAAUAAAUACCUGACCAUAAA
Messenger RNA from Schistocerca americana (American grasshopper), 851 nucleotides. It is a transcript of the gene RpL10Ab, whose product is annotated as 60S ribosomal protein L10a. Gene Ontology annotation, biological process: translation. The transcript is spliced from 5 exons. The record is from RefSeq and is a predicted model, not a curated record. Bases 156 to 809 code for a protein of 217 amino acids. Gene Ontology annotation, cellular component: large ribosomal subunit. Lineage: Eukaryota; Metazoa; Arthropoda; Insecta; Orthoptera; Acrididae. Gene Ontology annotation, molecular function: structural constituent of ribosome; RNA binding.